AUGGUUUAUGUUUGGUUUGAUGAUGCUGAUGAUGAUGAGGAUGAUGGUGCUGAUGCUAAUGAUGAUGGUGAUGCUGAUGAUGCUGAUGAUGAUGAUGCUGAUGAUGAUGCUGAUGAUGCUGAUGAUGGUGAUGCUGAUGAUGGUGAUGAUGCUGAUGAUGCUGAUGAUGCUGAUGAUGCUGAUGAUGCUGAUGCUGAUGGUUUAUGUUGGUUUGAUGAUGCUGAUGGUUUAUGUUUGAUU
Mesorhabditis belari is the source of this 240-nucleotide messenger RNA. The record is from the annotation of a GenBank genome assembly. NCBI's taxonomy places the organism in Eukaryota, Metazoa, Nematoda, Chromadorea, Rhabditida, Rhabditidae.